GAUAAAUAGGCAGCCACAGGAUAGCCCCCUAAUUCAACACACUCACAAUCAAUCAACUAUAUUAGAAAAAAAAAACAAUGAGUGAGCUUUUCUACUCUCUCCCCACUUGGGAUCUCCAUAACCUUGGAUCAUUCUUCAACCAAAACUUCAGUUUAGAUUCAUGUGGCCACAUUGAUGGAUCGCCGGAGCAUAUAUUACAUUCGCCGGAGGAGGAUAUUAUCGGUGCCGUUUCCACCGGCUAUCUCGAAGACGCACUCAUCGAAUUCAGUGUGAAAAGCAAACGGAGACGUCUUUCGUUCAACGCCGAGGACAAACCAACUAACCACUUUGAUAAUCACCAGAAUAAUUGGGGUAUGUCUGAGACUUAUAGUUGCACGAGUAGUCAGUUUGCAGAUGAAUCUCCACAUUCAUCCAUCAAUAUUUGUUCAGAGGCCUCAAAUCACUCGAAACACUCCUUCGAGCCAUCUACGUCCAAUUCAAAGGAAAAUCUCUAUGACAAGAAGAAGAGAGUGGUGGUGUAUCCAUUUGGAGUGGUGAAACCAGGUGGUCGAGAAGAAGAUGUAACCCUAAAUGACAUAAAUAAGAGGAUUCUCAUGCCAUCGGCUCGGCCAGUUCGGCAUCCCGUUGGAGCCUUUGCCUGCCGUCCGUGUCUUUCUGCUCAUGGACCGGGUCUCUCAGGCAAAGCCGUGGUUGCUUUCACGAAGAUACACACAUUAGGGAAGGGUACAAUUACCAUAAUAAGAACUAAGGGGUGAGACAUGUAAUUAGACUGGGUCGUUAUAGUGUGUACUCGAGAUGACGUGACAAGAAUAAAAGACAUGUUAAACCUGUUUUAUUUAUAAAGAAAAAGAUGUUUUCAAUAAUCGAAUUAGAUUUUUCUUUUUCAGUAUUUGUUUAUUUGAAUAAUUGCAGAUUUUAGUAUAAAGUAUCAUUUAGGAACUUAUCAACCAAAAAUUUGAAUCACAAAGAAUAUCGUUUUGGUUUAUUAUGUUCUUGCAUGUUCGUACUUUUUGUUCUUUACGCUUUUCCCCUUAGGAACCCCUUUGUUCUUAAAUAAACAUUCAGUAGAGACUAGCAAAUAAAUAAACGAAGCGUGAAGAAGAAUAAAUAAUAAAGAAUAAAAAGCAAAAAGGGAAGAAUGUGCUGAAAAGCAAGUAAACAACAACUGAAAAGAGAAUGAGAAAAUGUAGUACAUUAUCAUGAAAUUUUCGUAGGUGGUUGUAACGAUUUUUAAAAAACUUUCUUACCAUGUUAAAUAUUUGAGUAGGUUUACCAUAUAGUAAGUACAACAUGGCAUAGGUAAAUUCUGAACUAAAAGAAAUGUUAUACUUAUUGACCAACAAAUUUUAAAUCUGUAUAAAUUUGAUGGUUUUUAUUAAACUAGUAUAUCAAGAAUCUAAAAAUAAACAUAUAGUGAGAUACACAAUAAAUCAUUUUUAACAUGAAUAAUUAUGCUAUUACAAACUAUGCAGGACGAUUAUACGUAUAAUUAUUUAUGAAGAUCCACGUCUAACUGAAUCACUUAAAUUGUCCUAUGAAACUCACACUUGACGGUACUAUUUGCGGCAUGAUACAAAUCUCUUGUAAACAUUUUGUCUAUGAAUUUGCAUAAUUUCAGUGUCUAUAGGAUUCGAAACUCAAAUCUUUUGGCGUAGAAACAUUAAUGAAUUUAAGAUCAUUGGAUCAAGGGUUUCCGUAAAUGGGUUUGCUUAUGGAAAUUUGAAUUUGAAUUACCCUUUUAAUUCAGAUAUUAUGCAAAAAUGUUAAAAUGAAACCAAAUCAACCUUUUAACUAUUUUAUGAUAUCAGUGUCUUCAUGGGCCCGAUAUGUCGUAGGCCCAGCUGGAUUUGCACACAGUCAGAUACAUGAGGUCAUGUUUAUGUAAUGUGACGUUUGUCGGCAUGAGUUUAUACGGCAAAAAAAAAAAAAAAAAAAAAAGAAAAAAAAAGGCUGUUUCCCCCCCUCUAGCAGUCGUAACAGGAAGUGUUUAGCAUGUGCGAAAAAAAUAAACACAUAUUCAGGUGGUAAAUGACGUGGAUUAGUAAUAGUAAUAGUAUAAUUUAAUGCUCUAUUUCUUAGGAUAGCUGAAACUAAAUGGAACAUUAGUUGCAAAUUUACUGGUCAUCACCAUUGUUUUUCCUCUACAAAGGACCAACCUAGCUUUUGACCUUAGUGGGUUGGGUCCAUUUAGGCAGACAAGUAGCUAAAAUUAACAAUGAUGAAAAAACAAUAGUAGUUUGCAUGUUCAUCUUUCUCCAAAUAUUUGUAAUAAUAAAAGUUUACAGUGUCAGUGUAAAUCAACAGGACAAUUUAAAAAGCUUUGUAAGUUUCACUAAUCUAUGAUGAAACAGAUGAAUUUCAAAAUCAAACGUGUGAAAUGUUACUAGCAAUGUAUUUAGAAACCCGUUUAGAGUAACAAUUUUCACCUUGAACAUUGGAUUUUGUAUUACACAUUUUAAAUCAUUAAGUCUUGUUAAUCAUGAUCUGAUUAAACACACAUUUUUUAGCAAGACGUUUUGUUAAGGUCUGGUUAAACAUAGGCCGCCUAAUAUCUAUAGGUUUGGUAUUGGCUUAUAUCAAAUGUAGGCUUGUGGAUUUUCUGUUUUUCCCUUCGCCUUGUUCGUAAAUGGGCCUAACAAAUUACAGCGGACCAAAGUUAAAAGCCCAACCUGAAAACGGCUUUCGCUCAGAAAAGUCAAUAACGACUGUUCUCGCGGCGGAGCUGUUCCUUACCGGCUCAGGUACGGUGUUUCUUAUCUAUCUUUUUUCUCUCUCAUUAAUCAUUAUCUCAAGAAAAACUCUGAAGUAUGAUCUCUUUCUUUCCGUGCUCAAAUCAAGAUGGAGCUCAGGCUACAGAUACAGAUGGUACAAAUCUUCAACUGCUUCUGAGGGUGAAGGAGAUGAAGAUGCAAAACCCUACCCUACCUUCAGGCUCAAUUUAGGGUUCCUCCUAAGCCUCUAUAACCUCCUGAGCCUGUGAAGAAGAAAGGUACUUUAAGAGGAUGCUGUUUUGCCUUUUUCUCUACGGGCUCAUCAUUGUCGCAGUGCUUGAUGACAUCAAGAGAAUGUGUGACAGCAGAAGAUGAUCGGAGACGAGACUGGCUAGUUUUCCGGGAAGAGAAACAAAGACAAGUAAAGAAAGCAGCUCUCAGAACUCUUCUAAGGACUUCUCCUCUCCUUGGGACUAGACUAGUAGCUUCUCUUGCACCCAUUUCUUUCUCUUUCUUGCUUGGUUUUUUCCGGUUUGGUUUGUUUUAGUUACUUUAGUAUUGGAGCUGAUGAUCUGUCUGCAAGCUGGAACUGCCGACUUGUGUCUAUAUAGGUGAAGCGUUGGAGAGACAAUACAAGACCGCGUGGAAAAUCUCAAGACGCGUUGUUGGCUCGUUCUUCGUUUCAUGGAAAUUCAUUUUUAUUUGUACAUUGACAUAUUUUGGAUUUAAAUUUGUUGCAUAUAAGAGAAUAAUAUAGGUUUAGUUUUUGAAAGUGUUAGUACUGUUUAGAGUUUGAAGUGGUCAGGACUUUCUUUCUUUGGUACCAAGUUAACGCGUUUUGCUUAGGGAACGACCUGGUUUUAGUUUUGUUA
Molecule: messenger RNA, 3583 nt
Organism: Brassica napus (rape)
Lineage: Eukaryota; Viridiplantae; Streptophyta; Magnoliopsida; Brassicales; Brassicaceae
Exons: 7
Coding region: 78-755 (225 amino acids)
Biological process (GO): female meiotic nuclear division; male meiotic nuclear division
Source: RefSeq, a predicted model, not a curated record